GACGUCACGGUGACGUCACCUCCAACUGAGGACGCGAACCCUCGGGACGCGCGUCGGAGUCCUCUCGGUCCUUCAGCCGGUCACCUCCAUCGGUCCAGGAUGAAACCGUCACUGUUGCUGCUGCUUCUUCUUCUCUGUGGCGUUUCAUCACCAGCGAAACACUCCCUGAAGUUUUUCCUCACCGCCUCCUCCGGACUCCCGGACCUCCCCCAGUUUGUGGGCGUGGCCGUGGUCAACGGCGUCACGACGGGUAGCUGCGACACUACUUCGAACAUGGUGCAUGUGAAACAGGCCUGGGUGAAACGUUACGUGGAGAGCGACCCUCAGCACCUGCAGUGGUACACCGGAGAGUGUUUUCAGAUUUUACCGUACCACUUCAAAGCUCACAUCGACAUGUUCAGGCAGCGAUUCAACCAGAGCGAAGGUGUCCACAUUAUACAGUGGACGAACGGCUGUGAAUGGGACGAAGAGACGGGAGAGGUUAACGGUUUCAUGCAAAAUGGUUAUGAUGGAGAAGAUUACAUAGCGUUGGACCUGAAGACGCAGACAUGGAUCGCUUCGAAACCACAGGCUGUCGUCACCAAACUGUUAUUGGAUGCUGACAAGGGGAGGAUGAAACAAAUCAGCAACUUCUACACUCAGAUUUGUCCCAAAUGGCUGAGGGGGUAUUUGGAAUACGGGAAGAGCUCUCUGCUGAGAACAGAGCUUCCCUCGGUGUCCCUCCUCCAGAAGUCUCCCUCGUCUCCAGUGAGCUGCCACGCCACAGGUUUCUACCCCGACAGAGCCGUGAUGUUCUGGAGGAAAGAUGGAGAGGAGCUUCACGAGGACGUGGACGUGGACGAGAUCCUGCCCAACCAUGACGGGACCUUCCAGAUGAGCGUCGAGCUGCACAUUUCACCAGUCGCUCCUGAGGACUGGGGGAGGUACGACUGUGUGUUCCGGCUCUCUGGUGUGAAGGAGGACAUCGUCAUCAAACUGGACGAAGCAGUGAUCAGGACCAACCGGGUGAAGCCCAGUAACACGACCGUCUCCAUCGUCAUCGUCGUGUUGGUCGUUCUCGUUGUCGUCUCUGCCGCUGUCCUCGGAUUUAUAGUUUACAAAAAGAAGAAAGUCGUUUCCCCUCCACCUCAGUGUGAGUGUGUUUGUGAUCUUACAGCUCCCGACAGCGUCUCCAUGAGGCUGAAUCCAGAAGAAUGAUUGACAGACACACUCCGUGACGGAAGUCGGCACUUUGUACAACAAAAAUAAUCUUAAAAAUGUAUUACUCAAUCAGGUUUAUAUCCAGACCAGUCAGAUAAUGAUUUUUAAAAAACUUGCUUCAUAUGAUAAUGUUACAUAUUGUUUUAUUUCAAUAUUCUUUAUUUUAUUCUAAUGUUUGAAUUUAUGAUGGUGUAAUAAUGUGUUUCUUUUUGAAUGUGUGUGUUUGGAGUGUUGAUUGAUAUUUUGUAGUUUCCAGAAUAACUCCAUUUGUUACAGGUUUUUGUAAACAUGUGAAUUCAGUGUUUAAAAUAUCUUCACAUCUUCAUGGUUGAAUGCACUGAUUGUAAGUCGCUUUGGACAAAACCGUCUGCUAAAUGAAUAUAAUGUAAAAAAAAAGCAACAUGGAGCCAGUAGAGGGCAGCACGUGUCUCACUUUCUGCUGGGGAGUAUUUCCAAUAUGUCUGUAAACUGGUGUUUGGACAUGUCUUUAAAAAGGUUUUUAUUGCUCUUUCAAAAUAAAAGAUUAUCCGUGAUCCCCGAUAA
Messenger RNA from Scophthalmus maximus (turbot), 1743 nucleotides. Its product is annotated as major histocompatibility complex class I-related gene protein-like. Gene Ontology annotation, cellular component: external side of plasma membrane. The coding region runs from base 100 to 1197 and encodes 365 amino acids. The transcript is spliced from 7 exons. Lineage: Eukaryota; Metazoa; Chordata; Actinopteri; Pleuronectiformes; Scophthalmidae. Gene Ontology annotation, biological process: immune response. The record is from RefSeq and is a predicted model, not a curated record.